Molecule: messenger RNA, 3210 nt
Organism: Stegastes partitus (bicolor damselfish)
Lineage: Eukaryota; Metazoa; Chordata; Actinopteri; Pomacentridae
Product: guanine nucleotide-binding protein subunit alpha-13-like
Biological process (GO): Rho protein signal transduction; adenylate cyclase-activating G protein-coupled receptor signaling pathway
Cellular component (GO): heterotrimeric G-protein complex; cytoplasm; brush border membrane
Molecular function (GO): GTPase activity; D5 dopamine receptor binding; G-protein beta/gamma-subunit complex binding
Source: RefSeq, a predicted model, not a curated record
UGUACGUGGAUAUGUCGGCGUUCAUUGCCUUUAGAUGGAUGGUAAACAGUCAGCGGCGCUACUUCCUGAGUUUAGGGAAGGGGCUUGGUCCCGUGCCCGCGCCCCGCAACGCGCAUCAAAUUAGCAUCGAUGAAGUUUGUUCGAACAUGGCGGAUUUCCUGCCGACCAGGUCCGUGUUAAAAGUUUGUCUACCCGUUUGCCUGCUCAACAGCGGCGAGGGGGAACAGCUCCGAAAGUCCAAGGAGAUCGACCGGGGCAUCUCCCGGGAGAAAACGUACGUGAAGCGGCUGGUAAAGAUCCUGCUGCUCGGCGCUGGCGAGAGCGGCAAGUCGACUUUCCUCAAACAAAUGCGGAUCAUCCACGGCCAGGACUUCGACCAGCAAGCCCGAGAGGACUUCAGAGCCACGAUUUACAGCAACGUUAUCAAAGGUGUUCGUGUGUUGGUGGACGCCCGGGAGAAGCUGCACAUCCCCUGGGGUGACUCAGACAACCAGCCGCAUGGCGACAGCUUGAUGGCGUUCGACACCCGGUCGGCUAAGAUGGCGAGCGGGCAGCUGGAGACGUCUGUCUUCUUGCGGUACCUGCCCGCCAUUAAAGCCCUGUGGGCAGACUCGGGCAUACAGAACGCCUACGACCGUCGCAGGGAGUUUCAGCUGGGUGAGUCAGUGAAGUAUUUCUUGGAUAAUCUGGAUAAGCUUGGCGAGCCGGAUUAUCUUCCCAGUCAACAGGACAUCCUGCUGGCUCGUAAACCCACCAAGGGCAUCCACGAGUAUGACUUUGAGAUCAAGAACGUCCCCUUCAAGAUGGUGGACGUGGGAGGGCAGCGGUCGGAGCGGAGGCGCUGGUUCGAGUGUUUCGACUCCGUCACCUCUAUCCUCUUCCUCGUCUCCUCCUCUGAAUACGACCAGGUGCUGAUGGAGGACAGGCAGACCAACCGCCUCCGCGAAUCCCUCAACAUCUUCGAGACCAUCGUCAACAACCGCGUCUUCGUCAACGUCUCCAUCAUCCUCUUCCUCAACAAGACGGAUCUGCUGGAGGAGAAGGUGAAGAGCGUUCCCCUUAAGGACUACUUUCCUGACUACACCGGGCCGGAGCACAGCCUGCCGGACAUCCAGGCGUUCCUGGUGGAGUGCUUCCGGGCCAAGAGGCGCGAAGCCACUCAGAAGCCGCUGUACCACCACUUCACCACGGCCAUCAACACGGAGAACAUCAGGCUGGUGUUCCGGGACGUCAAGGACACCAUCCUGCACGACAACCUCAAGCAGCUCAUGCUUCAAUGACCCCUGGCAACCUGUGAAAGUAGAGGACCCGAACGGGGACAGAACCACCCCCUCGCUCCCGAAGAGGACGUGGGCGAGAGCAGCCUCUGAAGAGUCCGAUAGACGUCAGCAAUCUUCUUCAGACAUUUUUAUAUUAGUUUUUACGCUCCUCUUUGAAGAGUUGGCCCUCUUGUUAGUGGUGAUGUUGAAAGACGAGGAGCUGGUUCUGGGUCUUGGACGACAUCCGAUCCCUGCCGCUUCCUCUUGAGACUCUCCCUUCAGUCCUGAGCUCUGCCUCGCAGUACACGACCUGCUGGGGCUUUUCCGACUCACAAGGUGCCGGUGCUGGCGCCAGUGGAAACGGGCAAAACUUUUUACAAACAAGGCGUACGGUUUUAUAAUCCAGAUACACAACUUGUCGAGCUACACACGCAGGAAAUAGUCCACGUUUGCAGAGUUAGAUGGUCAAAGAUGUGCUCAGUCUGUGUCCAGGCACUGAUUUAGUCCAAAUUCACUCCCUUGUUUCUGCUGCUUCUCCGGUGCUGCUUCGUGAACAUCGUCUCGAAUGAUCUGGAGGCUACAUCGCAGCCCCGUUCCUCCCUCUUCCCAUCUCGGUUGGAGAUCAGCAGAUUUAAGAUGUCGGCAUGAAGGACGGUGGAUUCUGAAAGCUCUCCAAACGGUUCAAGGUUUAGCGUCCAAACUGGCUCCAGCACCGGCACCUCGUUUGUGGAAAUCUUCUCGACUGAACCUACGAUGCCUUUCCUUGUAAUUUCUUUAAUCACUGUUUAAAUUUCUCCUUAGAAUUAAAGCCAAUCUUAGCUUCUUAAAUCAGGUAAUUCAAAAUCCAAGUCGUUCCUUUUUUUUAGUUUUUGGUCAUUCAGAGGGUAAAGAGAUUGCCUCCGUUGGCACAGCGGGCAGGUGUGCCAGUAAGUGAACAUGCAGUCCACUGUUUUCUCAGGGUUGAAUCAAAACCGGUGUUAAUGCUGAUGUUAAUUGUUCAUGAACUGACUGAAAAAAAAUCUAACCUUGCGUCUGGGUGGGCCUCAGCCAGGCCUCCAUACCGUUAGCUGGGUGGUGUUUAGUACUGAAUCCUCCUGGCUCCGGCCCCUGACGUUAACCCAGAAUCCCCCUUUUUCUUUUUUUUUUUCUUUCUUCUCAUCUCCGAUUAGAUGUCUUGUAAAGGGACAGACUCCCCUCCCCGACCCUCCUCCUGUGUGCCUGAAUCAUGAAUGUCUGUUAAUAAAUGUACAGAGAUUUGCUCUAGAUUGUUUGAAUAUACUGUAACCGACAUUGUUGUGGUGAGAUGUAACCCGUCAUGUGAGAAUAUCUGUAUCGGCACUGACUCCAGGCAUCGCUGAAACAAACAAAAACAAAAACCCUUUCUUGUUUUGUGCUGUUUAGAAUCUCCCUCUAAAAACACAUUUUUGAAUUUGUAGGAAAAAAAGAAAAAUGUGACAAAAACAAAAAGCGACUUGAGUUGAGUUCUUUUGUCAGCUUCUGUGUUCCGUAGGGGGCCAAUCUUUGUUAGAGGACAAUUUCCAGGCACUGUUAAAAUCUCUUGUUUCUCUGCCAAAAAAAAACACCCCAUGCCUUUUCGGGACUGUUCACGUCGACAGUCUGCAGUUUUUCUCCAAAUAAGAAGCUCACGAGAGCCUCGGUGUGCUUCCAGUCCUGGCUUUGUAAAUACUGUAAUCUGUUGCCAUGUAAAUAAUAUUCAGGUUUAUCUCCGUAUAUGUAAAUGGUUGUAGAAAUGGCGUAUUUUUUUUUUUUUUUUUCCAUUCUGAAUGUUUUUCAAAUCACUGCUUUUCCAAUGAAGAUGACCUUCUUGAUGUAGAUGUAUUUUUGUGUAAUUUUUUUUUUUUUUCCAUCACCUUUUUUUGAGAUUCAACCUCAUGUCAAGUCUCAUACCACUCUAACCCUAUCAAUAAAAUACACUUUUCUAAUGAUAUUA